Molecule: messenger RNA, 1190 nt
Organism: Bactrocera latifrons
Lineage: Eukaryota; Metazoa; Arthropoda; Insecta; Diptera; Tephritidae
Exons: 3
Coding region: 481-927 (148 amino acids)
Cellular component (GO): nucleus
Source: RefSeq, a predicted model, not a curated record
AUAACUCAGACCUUUUAUCAUUUAAAACUUUCAUACGCAUCUAUCCUGCAGAUAUGUACAUAUGUCAGUACUAAUCAAGUUAUUAUCAUUUCUCAGUAAUAUAAAAAGCGCGCGCUUCUCUAUAUUUACGUACACACAUGUGUAUGUAUGUGCGUAUGACAUUCUCACACAAAUUACAUAUGCGUACGCAUGUAAAUCAAAAAAUACAAACAUUCUUCUGAAAAAACAACAAUAGUCUCAAAAAGCAUCAUACAUACUUACAAUAUUGCUGGUAUUGUCACUGGCGAAGCGAAUGAAAUUUUAGGCGAAUUUCGCUAUUUCGAAUUGCGAGUAGCGAGCGCACAGUAAAUUCGCCACUUCGUGGGGAAAUAACUAGCGGAAAUGAAUAUUUGGUAUUGCCACUUGCGAAUUUAUAAAAUUCGCUUCGCCGUAGCUGUCAAAAUUUGGCGAACGUUUAUUCUAUUCGACUACUAAUUGAAAAUGGAGAAAACAAUAAAACGAACAACUCAAAGGCAAUUUGAGACAAUGGUGCAAUUGAUGGAAAGAAAUCCGGACUUAGCCAGAGGAUUGGCACCGUUUGGCUCUACAAAAAAGAAUAGAAUGGAGUUGUGGGAGGGUAUUGCUUCAGAAUUGAACAAUAUCGGGCCUCCAAUACGUAGUGGCAGCGAAUGGAAUAAGGUUUGGUUGGACUACAAGCUAAAACUAAAACGGAAAAUUGCAGAUAACCGUAAAGAGAUUGCAGCCACAGGUGGAAUAGGGUGGUCAUACACCCAACGCAGUGUAACGCCUUUGGAGCAGGCCGUGGACGAGUUGCUCAGUUUGCAGCAGGCAGUGAAUCCAAGCGGAGCCGCCUUUGGAAGCACUGCACCUACACCUGCACCUGCACCUGCACCUACACCUGCAUAUGUAGAAGAGGAACAUCUGUAAGAUGUCGAGGUUCAGCCUGAACAGGCUGCAAAUAUUAGCAUUUCGACUAGGCAGGCACCUACAAGAGUGGAGGAGCGCGAAAAUUUGCGUAUGAAGGCUUUGGAAAAGCAAGCGGACACGCAAGAAAGCCUUGUUGGUAUCAUGAAAAACAUUCAUUCGGUGUGUAAUGAAAUUUCUAGGUACACCAGAAAAAUUUAUGAAUUAAAAAAAGAAAAAUUAGUCCUUUAUAAAAUGAAAGAAGGAAGAAAAUAUUGAAAAAAAUA